Entrophospora sp. SA101 is the source of this 330-nucleotide messenger RNA. NCBI's taxonomy places the organism in Eukaryota, Fungi, Glomeromycota, Glomeromycetes, Entrophosporales, Entrophosporaceae. The record is from the annotation of a GenBank genome assembly.
AUGCCUGAAUGUACUAAUAAUCAAAUAAAUGAACUUGAGGCUCUAAUUGGUUCCAAAAAAAUAAUAUAUGGCUGGGUGAAUCACAGAAAAACCAUAGACAAAAAGAAAUACAUGAUUGAUACCAAAUUUUUAAUGAAAGACAAGAUGUUAAAAAAAGUGCGCAUGAUGUUUAAAGAAGCCUUAGAUUUUGAUGCUUCAUCAUUCAGCACUAAUGAACUUGAACUGGGAGGAUCACUUCAAUUGACUGAAGGCAUUGAACUUGAUGAGUCUCAACUUUUGGCAGAUUUUGUUAAAGAUAAAACUUGUCGUCACAUUAAACUAGAAGGUUAG